Molecule: messenger RNA, 3489 nt
Organism: Fonsecaea nubica
Lineage: Eukaryota; Fungi; Ascomycota; Eurotiomycetes; Chaetothyriales; Herpotrichiellaceae
Exons: 1
Coding region: 1-3489 (1162 amino acids)
Biological process (GO): DNA-templated transcription; regulation of DNA-templated transcription
Cellular component (GO): nucleus
Molecular function (GO): DNA binding; DNA-binding transcription factor activity, RNA polymerase II-specific; zinc ion binding
Source: RefSeq, a predicted model, not a curated record
AUGUCCGAUGCACGCAACCCCCGCAUCGACAAUCUCCCUCAACCUCCGUCCAACACAUCUGCCUUCGACACCUCAUCUCCUGGUUCCAUCGAUUUCAAUUUUCCGUUUGGCGGUAGUCCUCAUGGUAGCAGCAACAGUGGUAUUGAUGCCCCGCCAGAUAUCCGUUUGAGCCACGGUCAAGGCUUUCCGGGUCGGGGCUCAAUAGUGGGUUAUUCCUCAAGCAAAAUUCCUAGCCCUCAACAUCGCGCCUCUCUCGCAAGUAUUGACUCCGCCUUCGAUCAUGAUCUUUUUGGCGCUGCUGCUCUGAGUCAGUGGGCUCCCGGGACUGGCAAGCAGCCGCCGAGUAAUGCAGACUCAUCACCGAGAAAAGCACCGAGUACCAAUGAACAAGAAAACAAAAAGGUGCAAGGCGACGAGGAAAAGCCGCCAGCAUGGAGCGAGCUCAAGACAAAAGCAGGCAAAGAGAGGAAGCGUCUCCCUCUUGCUUGUAUUGCUUGCCGUCGAAAGAAGAUUCGAUGUUCCGGUGAGAAGCCGGCUUGCAAGCAUUGUCUACGUGCUCGCAUACCUUGCGUCUAUAAAGUUACCACCAGAAAAGCUGCACCUCGAACGGAUUAUAUGGCCAUGCUGGACAAGCGCCUGAAAAGAAUGGAAGACCGGGUAAUCCGAGUCAUUCCAAAGGACGAACUUCCCGAUUUGGGCGCCACUGGCCGUGGCUCGGUUCGGCCACCUCUGCCGGGCCAGGCACUGAAAAAGGAGAAAGACCAACCCAAGAAACGCUCCGCCGAUGAAGCGUUUACACAAGAGCUCAAUGACUGGAGAAGUUCUCGGGAGAAAACUACUUUGCUCGAUCCGACGGCUGGCCUCCGUAAACAGCGCGACGGCGAGAACAAGCUCUUUAUUGAGGGCUCCGAGUCUCUCCCACCGCAACACAUCCAAGAACAUCUUGCGGAAGUUUUUUUCGACUGUGUUUAUGGCCAAUCUUACCUCCUUUUGCACAAGCCCAGCUUCAUGCGCAAACUAAAGGCUGGCACGAUCCCACCAGUUCUCAUCUUGGCUGUAUGUGCGAUCUCUGCACGUUUCUCAACACACCCGCAAGUUUCCACUGAGCCGGCGUUUCUCCGUGGUGAGCAAUGGGCAACCCCCGCUAGGCGCAUUGUAGAGAAGCGUCACUACGAGCCCAAUAUCACCAUUCUCACAGCCAUGCUUAUGUUGGGUCUACACUACUUUGGAACCUGUGAGGGUGGGCUGUCGUGGUCGUUUGGUGGCCAAGCAAUGCGAAUGGGCUAUGCUUUACAAUUGCAUCGUGAACUCGACCACGAUCCCCUGGGUCGAAACCAGAUUGCCAACUCAAAUGAGAACAAGAAAGGGCCCAAACCACCUGAGCUCUCUUUUACAGAUCGAGAGAUUCGCCGUCGAACAAUGUGGGCCUGUUACCUGAUGGACACCUUCAACUCGUCCGGCACCGAGCGCCCUUCCUUUCUCAAUGAAGACUAUUACCAAAUUCAGUUGCCGAUCAAAGAAUCGCAUUUCCAGAUGGAGGUACCUGGGUCUACGGAAGAUUUAUAUGGAAACGUGCCAAUGUCCAACAGUAAAUCGUCGCUCGACAACAAUACAGGGGAUGUCACUGCAGAGGCGAAAGCAAAUAUGGGAGUCGCUGCUUACAUUGUUCGUGCCGUCGUCCUCUGGAAACGCAUCGUCAAAUAUCUCAAUCUAGGAGGCAAGGAAAAGGAUCCACACCCGAUAUGGGAUCCUUUAUCCCAAUUUGCAACCCUACAACGCCAGAUAUCCCAAUUAAAGGCCUCGCUUCCGGACGACAUAACCUACACACCGGAAAACUUUGCCAUCCAUAUCUCUGAACGUUUGGCGAAUCAGUAUCUCUUUCUCCAUAUCGUCCUGGCGCAAACUUCCCUCUUUCUGCACCGCUUUGCUAUACCCACACAACCCAGCCACAGACCCCAUCACCAUUACUACACCCAACAAGGUAUGCCUAAAGCCUUCCUCACAGCAUCCGCCAAUAUCGUCCUCGAAUCCGCCUCGCUCAUCAGCAAACUCAUCGCCGAUUCGACAGGUCAUACCUUGACCGUUCCUUUCGCGGGGUAUUGUGCCUAUGCUGCCGCAACAGUACAUGUCUGGGGAAUAUUUUCCAAGAACUCUGCUCUCGAGCAGCAGAGCAAGGAGAAUUUACGGCACAACUAUAAGUACCUAACCAGGAUGAAGCGGUAUUGGGGGAUGUUUCAUUAUAUGGCUGAGUCGGUUAAGGAUAUCUAUCGCGCCUUUGCUGACGCCACACUUCGCCACGCCCAUGGUCGACCGGGAUCAAAUGGAAUACCCGGUUCUGGGAUGAGCUUCUUGCGUAGACAUUCCUCUGCCACAGGAGGCAGCGGAACGCAGACGCCCAUGGAAUUGGAUGCCACCGCGGCGCUAACGUCCAAUACCAACCCACCCUCUCGCUCUGAAACUCCAGCAGAUCCGAACAGACCGAAAUCAGAACAAGACAAAUCCAAAACCAUGUUUCAAUAUGGCGAUUGGUUUGACAAGUACCCUCACGGGGUCUCCGAAAGUGAGUGGGAGAAGUCCCAUUUGGAGUACCGCACCGAACACGCCCAGGGCGGCGCCGAGGCAGUCAUGUCUCAGAGAAGUGACCUACAGUCAGUGGAAGAGUUUUUUGCGAGUCUGAGUCCGCCUUCCAAGGCUGAGGAUGGAAGCGGUGGCUUGGCCGGACGGGGAAAGAAGAUUCCGAGAAGGAGAGGGAAAAGUGUCGCUGAGAACAAGAAGGCGGAAAAAGAAGAGAAGGGAGAAAGGGGCAAGAGCAACAACACGUCGAGUUCUGCUGCUGGAGCUGGCCAGUCGAAUACUGGGCAAGACCUGCAAAGACGCCAAUCCAUGUCCCAACAAUCAGUCGGACAGAAUCUUCCAACCACCAGCGCUGAUCUCAGCUUGAACCUCAACGUCAAUCAACCAUUUGAUCUCGCGAGCUUCGAUAUAACAUCUCCGUCACUGUACCAGAACGCCCAAUUCCCAGACCCUUACACCUAUGGUGGUUCACCAACAUCGCCGCACUACAACAACCUCCAUUUCAUAUCCACCUUGCCGGCUAUCGAUAGACAAAUGGUGUUUGGCGCUGCAUACGCUGGGAUGGACCCUACAGGUACCAGCAACACUGGCGGCAACCCAACCACUUCCUCGGCCCUCAAUAAUCUCAACUCGCCCUCUGUAGGGAACUAUGCGAGCACAAAUCCCUGGGAUCAACUCGAUUUGACAACGUAUGGAUUUAAUGAUCCUUUCGCGGGUGGAGGGACUAAUGGGCUGGACACAAGCUCCUCGGCGUGGCUGUUACCGUUUAAUAUCGAACCGCCGAACUUUGGAGGCAGUGGCAUGGAGGAAUUCGGCAGCACCGCGUUGGACGGGAUGGAUUUGAGCGAUCUCGGUCAAGGAGGAGAUGACGUUGGUGGACAGUUUGGUGGAGAGCAAAAUUCGGGCAAUACGUGA